Molecule: messenger RNA, 999 nt
Organism: Gracilinanus agilis (Agile Gracile Mouse Opossum)
Lineage: Eukaryota; Metazoa; Chordata; Mammalia; Didelphimorphia; Didelphidae
Product: olfactory receptor 1361-like
Exons: 2
Biological process (GO): G protein-coupled receptor signaling pathway
Cellular component (GO): membrane
Molecular function (GO): olfactory receptor activity; G protein-coupled receptor activity
Source: RefSeq, a predicted model, not a curated record
AUGGAAAUCCAUUUUUCCAUUGUCCUUUUUCUGCAAACAGAUCUUUAAAAAAACAUGGAGAAAAGAAACUACACCACUGUCACUGAAUUCAUCCUAUUGGGCCUCUCUAGCCAGCCAGAGAAGCAAGAACUCAUCUUUGCAUUAUUCCUGGUCAUGUACCUGAUUGGAGCAGCAGGGAAUCUACUCAUCGUCCUGGCCAUCAGCUUAGACUCCCAUCUCCAUACUCCCAUGUACUUCUUCCUCAGCAACCUGUCCCUUGUAGAUUUUUGUUUUACCUCUGCCACAGUCCCCAAGAUGUUACUAAACAUCCACACACAGACUAAAUCUAUUUCCCGUGAAGGCUGUCUGACCCAAAUCUAUUUCUGCAUCUUGCUUGCAAAUAUGGAUAAUUUUCUCUUGACUGCAAUGGCAUAUGACCGCUAUGUGGCCAUCUGCUACCCACUCCAGUACACCACUAUGAUGAGCUUACAGCUCUGUUUUCUGAUGCUGGCUGGCUCCUGGCUCAUUGCUAAUUUUCACUCUCUUCUGCAUACUCUUCUUAUGGCUCGUUUGGACUUUUGUGCCAAGAAUGUCAUUCCAUACUUCUUCUGUGAUCUUGUUCCUCUCCUUCAGCUUUCUUGCUCUGACACACAACUCAACCAACUCAUGAUCUUGCUGGUGGGUGGAUUGAUUGUUCUCAUUCCCUUCCUUUGCAUUCUUGUCUCCUAUAUUCACAUAGUGUCUGCUGUGCUAAAGGUUCCAUCUGCCAAGGGCAAACAGAAGGCUUUCUCCACCUGUGGCUCCCACCUCACUGUGGUUAUUCUGUUCUAUGGAACCAUCACUGGGGUCUACUUGAAUCCAUCAUCAUCUCACUCUACGGAAAAGGAAUCAGUGGCUUCAGUAAUGUAUAUGGUGGUGACUCCCAUGCUAAAUCCCUUCAUCUACUGCCUAAGGAACAAUGAGAUAAAGAGGGCCCUGAGGAAAAUGUUCAACAGACAGAACUUCUCACACAGUCUAUGA